Molecule: messenger RNA, 498 nt
Organism: Trichoderma virens Gv29-8
Lineage: Eukaryota; Fungi; Ascomycota; Sordariomycetes; Hypocreales; Hypocreaceae
Exons: 3
Coding region: 1-498 (165 amino acids)
Biological process (GO): pyruvate import into mitochondria
Cellular component (GO): mitochondrial inner membrane
Molecular function (GO): pyruvate transmembrane transporter activity
Source: RefSeq, a predicted model, not a curated record
AUGGCCCCAACGAGCAACAUCCUGCGCGCCGCCCGGCCGCUGUUCCGCCAGGGCGCUGCUGGACCCUCGCCCUUCUUCAACAGCCAGACGCAGCACAUGUUCCGCAACCAGUUCCGCCAGCAGAGCAAGCGAUGGCAGAGCACGACCUCGGAGCAGCAGUCGGCCAGCUGGUUCAAGAAGGCGUGGGAGAGCGAGGUCGGCAUCAAGACGGUGCACUUUUGGGCUCCCGUCAUGAAGUGGGCUCUCGUCUUGGCAGGCAUCUCUGAUCUGACCCGACCGGCCGAGAAGCUGUCCUUUGCGCAAAACUUCUCCCUCAUGUGCACCGGUCUCAUCUGGACGCGCUGGUGCUUCGUCAUCACCCCCAAGAACAUGCUCCUCGCUGCUGUCAACUUCUUCCUCGCUCUGGUCGGAAUUGCUCAAAUUUCUCGUAUCACCAUGCACAACCUGUCCAAGAAGGAUGGUGACGAGGCUGCUGUCGAGGCCAAAGUCAAGGCUUAA